GUCAGGGGCCCCGGCACGCUUCCGUGGAAGCCUGGACCCAGUCGUUUCUCCAGCCCAGCCCCUGCCCGUCUGGACAGGGUCCCCCGCUGCCUGUGGAUGAGCCAUCGGACCUCCUCCGCCUUCAGAGCGGAGAGAAGCUUCCGUUCUUCCUCUUCCUCCUCCUCCUCCUCUUCUUCUUCGGCCUCCCGUGCCCUUCCAGCCCAGGACCCCCCCAUGGAGAAGGCCUUGAGCAUGUUUUCAGACGAUUUUGGCAGUUUCAUGCUGCCCCACUCGGAGCCCCUGGCCUUCCCAGCCCGUCCUGGGGGCCAAGGAAACAUCAAGACCCUCGGGGAUGCCUACGAGUUUACAGUGGACAUGAGAGACUUCUCCCCUGAAGACAUCAUCGUCACCACCUUCAACAACCACAUCGAGGUGCGGGCUGAGAAGCUGGCAGCUGAUGGCACAGUCAUGAACACCUUUGCUCACAAGUGCCAACUACCAGAGGAUGUGGACCCGACAUCAGUGACCUCGGCCCUACGAGAGGAUGGCAGCCUCACCAUCCGGGCGCGGCGUCACCCCCACACGGAACAUGUCCAGCAGACCUUCCGGACGGAGAUAAAAAUCUGAGGGUCUCCCCACUCCUGGCCUCUCCCCCCAUCUCCUCCCCCACUGGCCUGCCGGUGAGGUCACCAUGAUCCCUGACAAUGGCUCCUCAGAACAUCUCAGCCUAGGCCCCAGUCACUCCACACACUCUCAGGCCCCAGGUGGGUCACCCCCGCCCCAAACUAGGGCCUUCCUCUCCAUCCAAGGCAGUCCAGGGACCCGCCUGCCCUCACCCAGACAGACCCUUCCUAUCUAAGUUCACAAUGGAGGGGCUGAGGUACCGACCUGGGGAGCAAGACGAGGACAGAGUCUGUAACACAGAGUGGUGGCUUCGAUGGCAUUUCUGCGGGGCAGGGGACCAGGAGCCCUUUCCUGGCAAAUGAGGUUGGCGCCACAGGUAGGGCUUCUGGCCUAGGUAGACUGCCUCAGGGAAGCCAGAGAGAUGGCCGUGACUGUCACCUCCCUUGUAACUCUGGAAGCCUCAAACCCAGGGCUACCUGUCACCCUGAGGCUCUAACAGCUACAUGUACCAGACAAGGGCACCUGUACCUAGAUGGGGUUUAUUAAAACGACACGAGGCUCCUGCUGGUGCGUGAGGCCAGAGCCCCGGGCUCCUGGGUGGCUUCCCCUGCAGAGAGGGUCCUCUGCAGAAGUGAGAGGAAGAGCCAGGACUUGUAUACACACACACACACACACACACACACACACGCAUGCACGCACACGCACACGCGCACGCGCACGCGCACA
Messenger RNA from Mus pahari (shrew mouse), 1329 nucleotides. RefSeq names its product heat shock protein family B (small) member 7 (gene Hspb7). Bases 97 to 606 code for a protein of 169 amino acids. The transcript has 3 exons. The record is from RefSeq and is a predicted model, not a curated record. Gene Ontology annotation, biological process: heart development. Gene Ontology annotation, cellular component: nucleus; cytoplasm. NCBI's taxonomy places the organism in Eukaryota, Metazoa, Chordata, Mammalia, Rodentia, Muridae.